Molecule: messenger RNA, 2653 nt
Organism: Colletotrichum godetiae
Lineage: Eukaryota; Fungi; Ascomycota; Sordariomycetes; Glomerellales; Glomerellaceae
Product: exocyst complex component Sec6
Exons: 1
Coding region: 234-2489 (751 amino acids)
Biological process (GO): exocyst localization; exocytosis
Cellular component (GO): exocyst
Molecular function (GO): SNARE binding
Source: RefSeq, a predicted model, not a curated record
GUCGCGGCAUGCAAUGCGAUGACCUCCCAGCCCAACACAUAACAGUAACACCCACCAACGACAUGAUUAAUGACGAAGCACUGAAAAUACCCCCGAACCUGCACUACCGAAUGCGCAAUUGAUACCCUAGCCAACCGACAGAACAAGUGCCAACCAUUCAUCGACCGAAUUCCUCAUAAUACGAACCGACAACAGCUGGCGAGCCCAGCCCAGCUGCCUAGAGCCAGCCCGCCAUGGAUGCGCCCAUCCCUAAGCUCGCGGAGCUCCUCCGCCACCCAGACGACCUCGAGAAGAUCGCCGGUCUGAAGCAGGAGUUCUCUCGCAAGAAGACAGCUGUCGACUCUCAGCUCCGCAGCGGCCUGCGCGAGCAGCUCGAAACCACCCAGUCUGGCAUGACGGGCCUGACGGACGGCCAGAAGACGGUGCAGCUGAUCAAGGAGGAGAUGAUCAAGAUCGACCGCCUGUGUUCCGAGUCGCAGAACAUGAUCAAGGACUUCAACAGUAUCAACCUCGUUUCCCAGGCUCACCGGAAUUUCGGAGCCGUCGAGGCCAUGCGCAAGAACCUCGAGACCUUUAACGAGCGGCUCGCAAUUGUCGACCGCCUGCUGGACGAGGACGAGGGGGAUAAGGAGAAUAUGCCUAACCUGCUGCCUAUUCACUACGAGUUGACACAGCUGAGAAACAUUCGAGACGAUGCCAUGGAACAGAUACAGAGGGCGGAAGACCCGAGCCUGGAAUCGACGCUCGAGGACUACUUCCAGAGGCUCGACACCAUGAUUGAUUGGUUUGACGAGCACAUUGGCAUCCUGGCGCUGAAUCUUAUCAACUUGGUGGUUAACGACAACAACGGACUAGUGGUACGAUUCGCCGUGGUCAUCGAAGCUGAAGAGAAGAGUGAUCAGAGGGUGCUGGCACUGCAAGAGGCGCUCAAGGAUCACAAGGAGAUGGCAACGAGGUUCCAGAGCAUUACGGACGGCGCGAAAAAGGUGCGAGGGUACAAGGACAAGUUUACACAGGCCAUCAAGAUAAGUGUAGAGGGCCAGUUUAACGAAGCCAGAGGAGAGUUCCUCGACGACCCUUCAGCGCUCGACAAGAUCCUUAAGUGGUAUUUCAACGACUUGAAUGCCGUUAAGAUGGGCAUGACGCCGUUGAUGCCCAAGAAGUGGAAGAUCCUCAAGGUGUACGGCGAUAUAUACCACCAGACGAUGCACGACUUUCUCACCGGCAUGAUUGACGACCCAGACGCGGCUUCUGCCAACACGUUGGAGAUUAUCAACUACCCGGAAAAGUACUACAAGAAGAUGAAGAAGCUCGGCUUUAAGCAGGAGGAUCUCAUACCCCACGUCAUAGACUCGAGAGAGGCGGAAUUGGUCCGUGACUUCCGACAGCUCAUCAUCAAGUUCCUCGACGAAUGGAUCGAGCGCAUCUUCAAUGCAGAACAAAAGGACUUUGCAGAGCGCAAUGUCGAAGGCUCCAACCUGGACCAAGACGAAUACGGCUAUUUUAGGUCCAGAAACCUCGUCGACAUGUGGCGUAUGAUGCGUGAACAGAUUGACGCUGCGGCCAACUCGAAGCGUAUGGAUGUCAUUGAGGGUGUUAUUGACGCCAUGUUCUUGAGAUUACGCGGUAGACAACAGUCGUGGCAGAAGAUGCUUGAGGAGGAGGCCAUCAGAUUUGAGACGGGCAAGGUCCCGGAGCUCGAGGGAUUUCAGCCCCUUCAGGACUGGCUCGUCGGCACGGCAAACGACCAGAUUGCGUGCGUCGAUGACAACGAGGAAGAAAACAGGUUCGGCUACCUCUCCAACUUUAAGCAAAAGUUUGAGCCGCUCGUGUCGCCGGCGUACAUGGAGCGGGCCGAGACCGAAGUCGAGCUUCUGCGCGACGGCUACAUCGACUUCAGCACGUGGUGCAUCACUAAGUUUGUGCAGCUCAUCUUCUCGGUCGACUUCAAGCUCGUCAUGGCAGACUUCUUCACGCCAAAGUGGUACACGAGCACGGCCAUGAAGCAGAUGGUGGUUACGUUUGAGGAGUACGUCGGCGACUACCGCCAGGUUCUCCACCACUCCCUCGUCGACAUCUUCACCGAGAUCUUUUCGGACGAGCUCCUCGUGCGGUACCUCUCAUCGGUGCGCAACAAGGGCGCAAAGUUCCGCCGCGCCGACCCGGUGCAGGACAAGCUCUUCAACGACAUCUCGACGGCCUUUGAGUACUUUAGCGCCCUUCCGAACCCCGACGUCGGCAACUCGGUCAAGCAGACGUGGCGCGUCACCGAGUACUUUUUGCAGCUUAUCACGGUCGACAAGGACGCCAUCCCCGACACGUUUGAGGCCUUCAAGACGGCGUACUGGGAUCUGCAGGUCAACUGGGUGGAGGCGGUGCUGCGCUCGCGCGACGACUUUGAGAGGAGCAUGCUCAACGCCGUCAAGGCGAGGGCGGCGCAGAUUGACGUCGUUAGGGGGCCCGAGACGAUCAUGGGCAAGGUCAAGUGAUGGCCGAGGACACGUCGGGUAAGAAUGGACAUUUCGAAGUGGAGGUGCAAGGAGAAGCCGCCUUUACGUGGCCUUGUUUAUAUAUACACUGCGAGCUGCAGUCCAAUAAUGGCUUCGAGUGCCCCCAAAGGGGGGUGGUCGAGCCCGAGUGACGAGGACAAUGG